UUCCUCCUGGCACCGAGCCACCAGGCCGGUGGGCAAGUGCUUGAGUCGCACCGCCGUCUCCACCUUGUUGACGUUCUGCCCCCCCGCCCCGCCCGACCGAAAGGU
Nannochloropsis gaditana CCMP526 is the source of this 105-nucleotide messenger RNA. RefSeq names its product peptide chain release factor 2. The annotation marks the transcript as partial. The record is from RefSeq and is a predicted model, not a curated record. The transcript has a single exon.